Melanotaenia boesemani (Boeseman's rainbowfish) is the source of this 920-nucleotide messenger RNA. RefSeq names its product transcription factor 7-like 1. The transcript is spliced from 6 exons. Gene Ontology annotation, molecular function: RNA polymerase II cis-regulatory region sequence-specific DNA binding; DNA-binding transcription factor activity, RNA polymerase II-specific. The record is from RefSeq and is a predicted model, not a curated record. Bases 2 to 649 code for a protein of 215 amino acids. Gene Ontology annotation, biological process: regulation of transcription by RNA polymerase II; canonical Wnt signaling pathway. NCBI's taxonomy places the organism in Eukaryota, Metazoa, Chordata, Actinopteri, Atheriniformes, Melanotaeniidae. Gene Ontology annotation, cellular component: beta-catenin-TCF complex.
GAUGGAUGGAUGGAUGGAUGGAUGGAAACUACCUAACAUGGAAAAUUGCUGUCAAGCCAGCCCUGCCCCCAGCACCCUGCAGCCGGCUCACCUGACCAGCCAGGUCGGUGCUGACAGGAACAGAAAGCCGGUGCAGGACCCCCGCCCCGCUGCAACCCCCCAGAGCGCCUGCUGCUCACACAGGAAGAGGAAGCGUGAUGACAACAGUGAGCCACCAUACGUCAAGAAGCCACCCAACGCCUUCAUGCUCUUUCUGAAGGAGCAGAGGACGAGUGUGGUGGCUGAGUUUGGCAUCACUGGGAGCGCGGCGGUGAACACCAUCUUGGGGAGAGAUGGAGGUCCUUGUCCACCGAGCAGCAGGCCAGGUUCUUCCAGGAGGCUGAUGCAGCGAGGCACCACCAUGAAGAGCACCAUCCCCAAGUGGUCCAGCAGAGACAACUAUGGCCAGAAGAUGAAGAGGAGGCGACGGAGGAGCACAGCUCCCAGCAGCUCUGGAUGUAACACAAAACCUGUGUGGACCACAGCAUGUGAUGAAAACACAUUGUCAUGUGACCACACUGAGUCAUAUGUGACUGGAUUGGAUCACAGAUUGUUAGAUUGUUGUUCAGAGAGAUCCAAGUCAAAGUGCCGUGGAGGAGAAAUCAGCUGAUUUAGACAUUAAGCUGAAGAUCACAGUCAGGGUUACAGUUAGUCUUUUCCAUCCAGAAGCUGCAUGGGAGGGGGCUGAAACAAGUCUGUAAAGUAGGAGAUAUUACUUUAUACACCAGCAGAGGAAAAUAAUCCAUCAGUGUUUGAUAUUUCUCUCAAUAUUCUAUUUGUCAAAAGAAAAAUUUCUGUUCAUAAAUGAUUGAUUAAUGUAAAAAUGAACAGCAUUAAAGGUAAAUGUGCUCUGUUAAAGCGGAGACAUUUGUCAGACAUUU